Messenger RNA from Juglans microcarpa x Juglans regia, 2999 nucleotides. Its product is annotated as serine/arginine repetitive matrix protein 2-like. The transcript has 2 exons. Lineage: Eukaryota; Viridiplantae; Streptophyta; Magnoliopsida; Fagales; Juglandaceae. The record is from RefSeq and is a predicted model, not a curated record. Bases 237 to 2498 code for a protein of 753 amino acids.
AAGUACACGGACAGAAUCUCCAUCUCUUCGAUACUUCACCCGUUCCAUCUCAGACUGAAGUGCUGAACCCUAGAUCUUGAAGGUCUCGUUACACUCCACCAUCGUUCCUUCACAGAGACCGCCAUCGGAGCUUUCGAUCAUCGCCUUGUUCUCUCUCUUCGGGCCUUUUGUAUGGAUUUGGAUUUUUAGGUUUUCUGAUCGUUGAUUUUUUAUUGCUUGGACUAAGAGGGGCCGAGAUGUACAACGGAAUAGGGUUACAAACCCCGAGAGGUUCCGGAACUAAUGGGUACAUACAGAGCAACAGGUUCUUAAUCAAGUCAAAGACUGGGAGGGUCUCAGAAACCACCAAGGGAUUUGAGGCAAACCAGGGCACGGCUGGUAUCACCAGGAAGCCGAACAAGGACAUUCUUGAGCAUGAUUGCAAGCGUCAGAUCGAGCUCAAGCUUGUCGUACUCCAGGAUACACUUAUAGAUCAAGGUUACACUGACGCUGAGAUUGCAGAGAAGCUUGAGGAUGCCCGGAGGACUCUGGAAGCCGCCGCAGCCACCUCCCAGGAUGGGCCCACGGCCAUUGCUGGGGCUAACAAUAAGCUUUCAGAGACACAGACCCACCAAAUUGCUGCUAGAAAAGAGAAGCAGCUGGAAACUUUAAGAGCUGCUUUUGGGAUUUCUGCAUCAGAACUUGAGGAACACAGUAUUGAAGGGAAUGAUGAUGCAAGAGAUGGCCAGAAAAAUGUUCCUAGUGACAAUAUCAAGCGUGAACAUGCUUUUCUAGAUAGAGAGUUCAGGUCAAAGAAAAAUAUGGAGGAAGAUCAGAAAGUUGAAAAAGAUGAUAAGAAAAAGGGUGUUAAAGAGUCUGGGCGCCACAAGAAGGAAGAAACUAAAAAGAGAAGGCAUGAGUCUGAUUCUUCUGAUACAGAUAGCAGUGGGAAACAUGCAAAAGGUCUUCAAGCAAAGCACCACAGAAGUAAUAGGCGGAGUGAUCAUGACAUUUCUGUUGAUAAGAAACACAGGCCUUUAAAGAAGCACAAGAAAAGCAGGGUGCAUGACAGUGAUGAUUCGGAUUCUGCCACAGAUUCUGGUGAGAAUGUCGAUGUGCGCAAGACUUCAAAGAAUCACAACAAAAGCAGGGUGCACGACAGUGAUGAUUCUGAUUCUGCUACUGAUUCUGAUAGGGAUGUUGGCAAGAAGCACAAGACCUCAAAGAAUCACAAGAACAGAAAGCACGAUAGUGAUGAUUCUGAGUCUGAUUCUGAUUCUGUUAUUGAUGAGGAUGGUAUUGGCCAUGAGAGUUCCAAAAAACAGGCCAAGUACAAGAAGUCAAGUAGGAGGCAUGGUUCUGAUGAUGAUUCUGAUUUUGAUGAAGGCUCGUCCAAGCAGCAAAGUCAGAAGGGGAAUCAGCAAACACAAACUAGGGGAAGACAUGACUCUGAGGAUGAAACUAAUGAUACCAAUAGUGAAGUAGAAGAGAGAAGAAUUCAACUGGAGAAAGAGAAUGAUCAGCAUAGUAGGGGCCGAUGGAAAGAGGGAGUUGACUCUGAUGUGGAAGAUAUAAAAAAAAGCAGCAAUGGUAGACAUGGGAAAAGAAGCAGAAUGAAUGAUGUGGUUGAUGAAUAUGAUUCUGAAAGAGCAAGAAAACAUAAAAGGGAAAUAACAGAUAAAAGUCUGAGAAGUCGGAGGCAUGACUCUGACGAUGAUGAUUUUGGUACUGGUACAGAUGAACAAAUAAAGAAGGGUGGAAUUAGGAGGCACAAUACUGAUGAGGACUAUGGUGUCAGUUAUGAUCAGAGAAAUGCUAAUAGGACUGCAGGGAAACAUAAAACAGUUGAAGAGGCAGCAGUUUCUCCACGCAAUGACAUUGAUAAUGAUCUCUACAGGUCAGGGAGAGAUACUAUGGAUAGAUCCAGGUACAGGAGUCAAGAAGUAAUGAAGGGGAAGAGGAAUCCUGAUGAUGGAAAAGAAGAUCCUGAGUCCAAGUUAUCUAGCCGCAAUUAUGUAAAAGAGGCAGAGCACAUUGGGGAGCAAUUGAAGGACUCUAAACUCAAGUAUGAAUUGAAUACCAAAGCACACUUGAGCAAGGAUGAUCAUAAGAGGGACACAAGGCUUAGAUCUGUGGGACAGCAGGAUAGCAAAACUGUUGAACAGGGUGGCAGAAGUUAUAGCAAGGAUGAUGAACCACAACGCAUCAGUAGAAAGGAUGAUCGGGUGCAUGAGGAGCUUGGGGGAAGGGGAAGACAAAGCAGAUAUGAAGAGGAGCACAGAGUGAGAAAGCACAGAAGAGAUGAAGAUUAUGAAUAUACAAGGCAUGAGAGGGCUAAUGCAGAGCAGCGAGGCGGAAGUAGAAGGCAGGCAAGAGGUGAGGAAGUAGAGCGUGAAAAUAGAAGUCAUGAGAUGGACAGACGUAUGGAUUACUCCAAGAGAGCAAGAUACGAUGAUUUGCGAUCAAGCGAGAGAAAAAUGUAUGAUGACAGACGUGAUGAUGACAGAGCCAGGCGCUGAGAAUAAUACUGCCAUUUAUCUUGGAGUUGCAAUGCGGAUGGUGAGUUGGUAUCCUCCCUUGAAAUCUAUAUACAUGUAUUGCUUGUUAUCUAAAAAGAUCAAAGUUGGGCUGGGCUGGGGUUUCUUCUCCAACCGAAUUUUUUGGUUUCCGUUGGUGGUUUUCUGAUUUUCAAUGUGUUGUUACCGUGCUUGUCACGUAGAAGGUGCCUAAAUAAGCUGUCGCCGGAGAGAGAUGAAUCCUACGUGCAGAGAGAGGAUUUACGGUGGAAGAUUCUCUACUCCAAUGUACCAGACGGAUGGCUAUGCAGAAGUUUGCAACUUGGUAAUAUAGAUCUAAGGGAGUGUUCUUUUCAUCUAAACUUGGUACUCGGUCAUUUCUUACUUUGAACAAGUUUGUAAGGGUGUGUUGUUUUCAUUGUAAUGAUAUGAAUGUGAUUUUACCUCAGUUUAUAAACCUUGCUAUAUCUGAUUAUUUACAAGGAUGGUGAGAGGAUGUUAUUA